GGUGGAGUGUGAAGCUUACAAAUCUUCACGUAGAGUAUCAACGGCGCGCGAACAUUCAGUUAGCGGAUAGAAGCAUUCUCGAUAGAACUGUUUUGAUUACGUGAGAACUCGGCUUCAAGCACCAAACCCUCAACAAAUAAAAGGAGUACAUGACUGAAGGCAUCUUCAGUGUGAAUUUUGUGUGAGACUGACAUAACACCCUGAACCUCAUCUGUUGACAUCCCGAAAGACUGCAUGCACUUGUAACCAUUGUGGCAGGGAGAAGACCCUAAAGUGUAAGUAGCUCUGCACAACACCACAAGGAAGGCUAGAAUCUCACAACAGUGCUACCCAGAAGCCUUCUUUCCACGUUUACUAUGGAGAACAAACAAAAUGUUAACAUUAAGGAAGAAGCCUGUGAGUGGGAAUGUAUGCAACUUCAGGCAAAUGUUUAUGGAAUUAAGAAAGAGGAUGAUUGUGAUUGGGAAGAAGUAAUAAUUAAAGAAGAGCCUGACCCAACAUCUUAUACAACUGACUUGGAAACAAAUGAAACUGUAAACCGUGUCAAGGUUGAAGACCUUAAGUUGGAGACUGUCUCUCACAAUUUGUGUCCAGAAGAAGAGAUAACUGGAGCAGGCUUCGUAAAUGCACAGGUGAAGACUGAAUCUUUGUACUCUGGCAUGAGUAUAUCUGAGAAACCAUCAUAUUCAAGGAACUCUGGAGAAGAUUUUCAAGAUGGUGGCACCUUCUUCCCAUCUUCAUUUCCUCAGACGUCUCUUAACUGUAGACCCCAGCAAAAUGAAAACCUGGAAAAACUGACAUCUGCAGCAGAGAUCAUGAUGCCAAACUUGUUCCCAUAUAGUUCACUGUCUUCUGUGAAACAGGUAGACGCAAUCAACAGUCAGCAUGUGUCUGACACAAAUUCAGCACCUUUUUAUGUCUACCAAGAGCAGAAUGACACGUAUAAACAAAAAUCUGAAACCACACCUAAAUGGAGUAAUACAAGACAGAGGCCAUUUUGCUGUUCUGAAUGUGGCAAACAGUUCUUGAAAAAAAGCCAUUUCCAGGUCCACAAAAGAAUACAUACAGGAGAGAAGCCAUUUUCCUGUUCUGAAUGCGGCAAAGGAUUCUAUGAGAAAAACAACCUUCAGGCCCAUACAAGAAUUCACACGGGAGAAAAGCCAUAUUGCUGUCCUGAUUGCGGUAAAGGAUUCUCUGAUAAAAGUGGACUUCGGGUCCACAGAAGAACUCACACUGGAGAGAAACCAUAUUGCUGCCCACAGUGUGGGAAACAUUUCUCCAAAAGUGGCCAUCUCCAGAGACACAAAACAAUUCAUAGUGGAGAGAAGCCAUAUCACUGUUCGGAAUGUGGAAAACAAUUCUCACAAAUGAGUAAUCUUCAGAACCAUAGAAAAAUUCACACUGGGGAGAAGCCAUAUUCCUGUUCUGAUUGUAACAAAAGCUUCUACAGAAGUAGCAGCCUUUUAACCCACAUGCGAAUUCACACUGGGGAGAAGCCAUAUUGCUGUUCUGAAUGUGGCAAACGAUUCUCUACAAACAGCAAUCUUCUGACCCAUAUCAGAAUUCACACUGGAGAGAAGCCAUACUGCUGCACUGAAUGUGGAAAACAAUUUGCACAAAAAGGUAAUCUUCAGGGACACAUAAGAAUUCACACUGGUUAACCCCUUGAGAAAAAUUAAUAAUGUAAUUAUGGAGACCUUUAAGAGAGGCAGAAUCCUGAGUGUGGCAUGGAUUGACUGUAUAUUUUUAAAAAACCUUUGAUCACAUAUCUCAUGUCUGGAUUGUCAAAUGCCUGCCACUGUGUAAUAGCCAUCGAACUCCACUAAGCUCACUUCUUAGUAACCUCACUCAUGUUUUCAAAAUUAGCACCCAAAAUCAACCAAGCCACCAGAUAGUCACUUUCCCUUCUAUUUACAGACCACCUGAUACUAAAGAGCUCCAGCCACAAGCACCUAGAAGAGCAGACUUCAAAAUGAGAUUUGUGCUUAACAUGAGUGCCAAAGAGACUUCAAUGGGAAAUUAACAGUCCAGUGAAGAUAUCAGACUGGUGGAGGAAUCCUCAGAAAUUCAAACUUGGAAAAAUGCUAUAAAUAUAAGGAGAUAAAAGAAGGUGCAGAAAAAUGGUAAAGAAUACAUCUGUAAGAUAAUGAUGAUCCUCAGGAGUUCUCUCAGUGUGCAGUAAAAUCUAGACCAUUACCCACCUAGACAUUCCCACUUUACCAUACAGCUUUGGAAUUAUAGACUUGCUACAAACCAACUAAACACUAAACUACAAAAACUAUUGUGUGCACCCAAUGCAUACCAAAAAUCUAAUAUAAUUUCAAGAAACAGACAUGGGCCCGACUGAAACUUACGAUAGAAACUUACAGAGCAGUAAUCAUUUGUACUGCAGACAUAAGAACAAAAUGCAUUGAAAGAACCCCAACAUGAAGUAAGGAAAAAAAAAAUCCUCAGUUAUAAAAACUACAAUUUUGUAAAAAGGAAGGCAUGAUGCACUCCCCUGCGUUGGGAUCAGACAAUGGCAGCAGAACCUGUUAGACAGCAGAUACAAGUUCAAAUGGUUGGACCAACUGAAAAGGAAAAGCAAUUGGCAAGACCACAAGUGUACCAGUGAAAAUAAACUGACCUUAAGAAUGAAACUACUGAGAUUGGUUCAUUGUUGUGAGGUUGGUUUAUUCCAUCAUAAAUAAGAUACUGUACUCUAAAUAAACUCUCUCAAUCCUACCUCUGAGUGUCGUAUACUUACAUCUCUGCAGACUUACAAGAAGGUGACACUUUCCUCCUCCUCCUCUUCGGUUUCCACAGGCAUCUCCUCAAUAGACCACAGCAAAAUGAAAAUGGGGCAGUCAACUGGAUCAGAAAUUUAGAUCCUGGCCUUCUUGCUUUUUGGCGUUAUGCCAGUAGUGAAAUCGAUGCACAACCACAAGUGCAUGGUGCAAAUUCAGCAGCUUUGCAUGUGAACCACAUGACUGUUUGGACCGUGGCAAAGUAUCCUUGCACAUAAGAAGUCUUCAUUUUGUUGCUGAAAAUAUUCAGCCAUCGUUCCCAAUGAAUUCCAGGAUGGACAUCCUUAAUUACACCUGGCCAGUGGACCCUUGGCCUGUGAACAGUAAGGCUUUCCAUAGCAUGACUGGUUAAUCUUAAGAGAUAUGUUUCUUUUAUCAUUUAGGUUUAUUUACUAUGUAUCCCUCCUACUGUUAAACUGACUUGUUAUUUAGAAUAUAGGAUAAAUUUACUGGUGGGAUGCACAUCUAAAACAAUCAAAUUAAAUAAAACACAAGCAGCGGGUGCAAUGAAUUAUAAUUAUAUCUGCUGUUAUAAUAUUGUUAACUAUACAAUAUACACAUUUUGUUUCGUGCACACAUAUACGCACAGCUAUCCCCUUAUUAGCUUAUUUAUAUCUCAAAGCACACAGAUUAUUAAUACUCAACACAAUAAUGGAUAUGUAAAAAUAAAAAUAAGCACACGUUCAGGAAAUAUCCACCUAGAUUAUCUUACAUUAAUUACUUGCCCAGAGUUAAUUCCUUGAAAAAUCAUUGUCGGCACACUGUGCUGGAGCUCAUUACCUUCUUCUUCUUUUGGUUGCCUCCAUUUAGGGGUUGCCACAACUGAUCAUUUGUCUCCCAUCUAUCUCUGUCUUUUACAUCAUUUUCCGACACACCGACUGCCUUCAUAUCCUCCCACAACACAUCGAUCAACGUCCUCUUUGGCCUUCCUCUUGCCUGGUGGUUCCAUUGUCAACAUUCUUUUCCCCUCAUCUCUCCUCUGCACGAGCCCAAACCAUCUCAAUCUGGUCACCAAACUGUCAUACCUGUGUUAUCCCUCUCUUUCCUAAUGCUGUCUACCCUUGUUAUUCUGUGUGAAAAUCUUGUUGGAGCUCAUAUGCUACACAUAAAUCCACCGGCUACUCACAGUGUCCACCUGGACCUUUUGUCAUACUUCAUAUUGUUAUCAUUGGUAGAACACAAGACCUUCACAUUGCAGCCAUGGAAAAGCUGAUACCUUAAUUUCUGUGCACAAUAAAAGCAGUUUCUCCUUUACUUGUUUCUUUUACCUAGCAAUAAAAAUCAAGACCCCCACCCACCUUUGCUGCUGCAGUUUUCAACAACUUUUCCAAGCAGAGCUCUCUACAAUUGCAUUCAUACAUUCCAGUGAAUCAACCUGCUCAGUACUUCCUCAUGCUUCACAUCAACAUAGAUAGAUAGAUACUUUAUUAAUCCCAAUGGGAAAUUCACAUUCUUCAGCAGCAGCAUACUGAUACAAUAAAUAAUAUUAAAUUAAAGAAUGAUAAUAAUACAGGUGAAAAAAACAGACAAUAACUAUGUAUAAUGUUAAAUAUUAACGUUUACCCCCCCUGGUGGAAUUAAAGAGUCGCAUAGUUUGGGGGAGGAACGAUCUCCUCAAUCUGUCUGUGGAGCAGGACAGUGACAGCAGUCUGUUGCUGAAGCUGCUCUUCUGUCUGGAGAUGAUACUGUUUAGUGGAUGCAGUGGAUUCUCCAUAAUUGAUAGGAGCCUGCUGAGCGCCCUUCGCUCUGCCACAGAUGUUAAACUGUCCAGCUCCAUGCCAACAAUAGAGCCUGCCUUCCUCACCAGUUUGUCCAGGCGUGAGGCGUCUUUCCUCUUAAUGCUGCCUCCCCAGCACACCACUGCGUAGAAGAGGGCGCUCGCCACAACUGUUUGAUAGAACAUCUGCAGCAUCUUAUUGCAGAUGUUGAAGGAAGCCAGCCUUCUAAGGAAGUAUAACCGGCUUUGUCCUUUCUUGCACAGCGCAUCAGUAUUGGCAGUCCAGUCUAAUUUAUCAUCCAUGAACAUAAUAUAUAUAAAAAAAAUUCAUAACCACUCUCUCAAAUUUAAUACAUGCUUUCUUUGCACCACCUUUUCUUAUUUCUCAACCUUUAUGAUGUUGUGAACCAAUUUUCUCUUUCCAGUGUGUUUGUGACCCACUGGGAGGUCAACCCUCUUUGAAUUUGGUGUGACCCUCGGUUUCCACCUCUGUGAGUUUUGCUAGACCCAUCACCCAUGUGAAUUUAGAAUGAUAGUCUGAGUUGGGGAAGCGGUGUGGGCCCCCUCACAGAAUAGAGUACAAUCGUCAAAGUGGGGCCGGUCCCACACGAUUAUCUGAAUGUCAGAGCAUUAGUUAAAUCAAGCAUGAGCCACAGAGCUGGUGUUGGGGAAUUGGCUUUGGAUCAGCUGCGAUGCGGCCCCUGUAAAACGAGGGCGAUCAUCGGCACAGGGUUUGGAAUUUUGUCCAGAGUUGCCUGCAGCCCACCUUCAAUACCACCAUCACUUCAACUCUCCCCAUAAUCUCUCUUCGUGUCUCCACACCAUCUUUCUUCUUUUCCACUCCAAAGAAAUAAAAAAAUGGUAUUUCAUUGGCUAACUAAUGGUGCACUGCCUUAUGAGCAUCAGUUCUGUUUUUUCUUCCUCUUUUUUCACACUACUUUUGAAUAAUAAGUGUGUGUUAUUGAGACUAACUUUUGAGAGCAGUUAAGUUCAUCACGACACCACAUAUUUAAUAACAAGAAGCAUUUCAAUUACAGCAAUGAACACACAAAUACAUGCUAAAUCCUUAAACAUUACCAUGCCCUUAACCACCAUGCAAAGGUCCCAAACUAGUUAAUCAUUACAAGUCUUAAGUAAAUGUGUGCUUCAUAGUAAUAAGACUUCUUUAUAUGUAAACUAGGGGCCUUCGCCCCCUUGCUCAUUUCUUUCACCUCCCCCAGCCCCGAACGCACCACAAGGAGAGGAGGUCACUCCUCUGAAACCCCUCUUAAACGGUGAUACAAUGGGAAACAAAUACAUUUCUUUUAUGUCCUCUUUGCUCGAUCAGCUGUUGGCUUGCUGCUGUUUCUGUUCCGCGUGAUCAGCAUUUCAAGCGGGCACCUUGAAUGUUUAACAGCCUGUACAGCACCUGUCCUUUUGUCCUCCAACACUAUGCGAUCUCUUUUCGCUUUUCUGUUAUUUCACCCAGUAAUAUUUUCUGUUUGUUUGUGCUAAUGUCAUCUUUUUUUGAGACUUUCGAAUUUUCCUACUUCCAUUAUCUCGACGUGUGUAUCACGGGACUUGCUUACAAAGGUUGUAAGUAUGAUGUGACAUGCCUGUCUCGCGGGACAUGAAAGUGUCUCUGUCUCUAUUCAAAAGAUCAUGUCUUGUCGCCGGAAAAAAGUCUCGUCCCAAGAUUUUUUUAUAUAAUAGAGAGACUAUUAUCUGAGAAGAAAAUAUAAAGUUAAACGUUAUAUAAGAUCUCACCUUCUAAUUUAAAUGUGCUGGUACUUGUCCUAGUUAAGCAGGCAGGGAGUUUCAUGCACAGUUGUCCACACUGAAAGGAACACUAAAAACAAUCCAUAUUGUUGUGCUGAAUACGGAGGACCGUUCUACAAGUUGUAGUAAUUUUUAGACCCAUGGAACAAUUCAUGUUUGAGAGAAUAAAUUCAGAAUUAAAGCAACAAACACCGCUGAAUAAAAAUAAUUCUAAUAAUGUAAAUGGAGUGGAUUCAAAAUGGAAUCUACUCUUGAAUGGCACAAACAUCCAUUUUCAAAAAUGGACUAAAACACGCAAACGCAUGCAGGAGAUGUGCCUUAAAUAUGAGAUAAGUGAUACAGUGAAUGUCACCCAGCUGGACCUCAAUGACACAGACAAGUGCAUAGAAAUGACAGAAGAUGUAAUAAAACGGCACUAAAGACUUCCUCAUAUUUAAGGAUUAGCAAAGCCAACCUUUAACGGAAGUAAAAGCUAACUGGGUGGCAUUCAACACUUCUGAGCUUCUUUAAAAAACUGUUCUUGUUACAAUGAAAAAAAUCAAUGUUAUUUAGUAAUUUAAUAUUGGAUCAAGUAGAAAGUGGCAGCAAAUUAUGACUAGAGGGAGUGAUGUUCCUUAAAAUGAAGUUCCAAAAAGUAAUAUUAUAUACUUUAACACCUGAGCGCCUGACGUUUCCAGUUGUAAAUGACAAGCUCCAAUUCCCUAAACCUGCAUAAAAAUUGAGAUUUCGAUAGAAAAGUUACAUGGCAUACUAUUCGGAAACAAACUGAAAAUGUUUUAUUUCGCACAAAGCAGAACAUUCAACAAUAACCAACCCAUCAACCCAAACUGAAAUCCCCUGAAUAUAUGUGGACAAACCACCACCCCAGGGGUGGACUCCAACCUUUCAAACAAAAAUAUCAAAGAGCUACCCUCUUCACAGACCUCAAUGGCAUCAGAACUUAUAAGUAAUUAAGCUAUGAUCAAAUAAGGGCAGCUGAAGAAAAAAGGAAUAAAAAGUUCAUGUGUCAUGACAAUGAACAAAAUACUUGUGGAGUGAUGCAAGAAUGUAGCAAUGACUGAAUGAAAUAAACAGCAUUCAUUAGCAAUGGAAUUGAUGGAUGUUUUCAAAUGAACAAAAUUUAUGACCAUCGAGAUAAACUUCGUGAUGCAUCAUUGGCAAGGGACACUGUAUCGUUACUGUUUUAAAAGAUCAGAGUAUGGCCCAAAAUGCCAAAAUAAGGUGGUGGAAAUUCCAGAAAGAUUCUUUGUUACCUCUGCUGUUUGGCCUGGUGCAACGUAGACACGGAUUUGACAUCCGUAUUCAGAUCUGUCGAGAUCUUCAAGUAGUAAGCUGCCUGUUACUUGUAGAUAACCUGAAAGGGUGCAGCUGCAGUGACCGACAUGUUGGAAACCAACUGCACUUGGUGAAACAACAUAAGAUAUUUGGUAACCUCAAUCAAUUAAAAGUUAUAAUCCUAGGAAAGUUCCUGCCUGCUGUGUUUCAGCUUGGGUUCCAUCCCUGGCUUGUGUAUCUUCUUUUGUUUAUUUAAUAGUUUUGUUAUCUUUUAAAUAUUAUUUUUAACCAAGUCCAUGUUUUUAAUGUCAUGUUAUGGAUCCUGUUGUCUUUGUUGUGUUUAUAUAAUAAUGUUUUUUUGUUCAUACUGUGCUUAUUAUUAUUUUUUAAUUUUGUAUUAUCUUACUAAAACAUGUAAUGGUUGUGUUUCUUUUAUGUCUAUUCCCCUAUAUGUAGAGCCUAAGGGGGUGGGCCACCUGCCCCUAGGGUACUACUCCAGCUGUAUUAAAGAAGAAUGGCAUUUUCUGUUUGUGAUUCUUGAUUUGGAUUUGUGAAUCUUUCAUUGUUUGAUUUAUUGGCUUCAACCCUGCUUUGAUCAGUGUACUGUUUUUAUGGUUACUGUUUUCGGGGUUUGUUUGCUUUAAGCUAUUUUUGAUUUUCAUUUUUUUUGCCUUCCUUGAUCUUUUGUGCUCAUUUCUCUGGAAUUCUUUAAAUAAAUUCCUUAAAUAUUGAUGGAA
Messenger RNA from Erpetoichthys calabaricus (reedfish), 8273 nucleotides. RefSeq names its product zinc finger protein OZF-like. Gene Ontology annotation, biological process: regulation of transcription by RNA polymerase II. Gene Ontology annotation, molecular function: DNA-binding transcription factor activity, RNA polymerase II-specific; RNA polymerase II cis-regulatory region sequence-specific DNA binding. The record is from RefSeq and is a predicted model, not a curated record. The transcript is spliced from 4 exons. Gene Ontology annotation, cellular component: nucleus. NCBI's taxonomy places the organism in Eukaryota, Metazoa, Chordata, Cladistia, Polypteriformes, Polypteridae. Bases 357 to 1661 code for a protein of 434 amino acids.